AUGUGCAAGUUUUUCCCAGCCAGUCUAGAAGGCGAGGCGAAGAAUUGGUUCUAUACUUUUCCCGAUGAGUCCAUUGGAAAUUAUGGCGUCCUAGUGGAAACAUUUCUUAAAACAUACAUGCAUAACAACAUUUCUCGCCCAAGGGUGAAUAAACUUUUCACACUGGCACGAAGGUUCAGGGAACCCUUAAGAUCUCUAACGGACAGAUUGAGGAAGCUGUACACCGAUAUCGGAAAGGUACCAGUCGACCAGCAGAUUUUCGGGUUCGAAAAUUCAUUAGGAAAGUCUGACCCUAUUUGGAUAGCAAUGUAUACUGAGAAACCGCAGACAUUAAGGGAGAUGAGGAAAAUGCAAGAGCAUUACAUCGCAUUAGAGGAGAUACAAGAGGGGGCGCAGGAUAGAGGAGUACAAGAAGCCAGCGCGUCGGUGGAACCUGUUCCUCGCGAGGACCAAACACGAUCAGAAAAAAGGCCGAUGGCACCACAACAAAGCUCGGGCAAGAAGGAAUGGGUCGAGAAAGGAAAGAAACCUCGUCAUGAACCAAGACCGUACACGCCUCUGAAUGCACCAUUAGAGGAAAUAUUCAAGGAAGUAGAAAAGCGAAACGACAUCAGAUACCCAAAGACUAGGGGAAUCCAGUUUGACGAGACAAGAAACCAUCCCGAGUUUUGUCAUUACCACCAGUACCGAGGCCACUCGACUAACAACUGCCGAGAGCUGUAUAUUCAACAAAAUGAGGAAAGGCGGUCAAGACAGCGCCGAGAAAAGAACAAAGCUAAGGAGGCUAAAGCAGCGGAAGAGUUAGAGAAGUUUGAUAUCUUCUAUGAGAUGAGAACAACAUUAAAGGCACAGGCAGUGGCCGACUUUCUGGAAGACUUCCCUUUAGACGAUGAGGAAGAAGUUGAAGAUAUUCCGAUCAUGGAAUAA
This is a messenger RNA of Papaver somniferum (opium poppy), 927 nucleotides long. RefSeq lists its product as uncharacterized. Bases 1 to 927 code for a protein of 308 amino acids. NCBI's taxonomy places the organism in Eukaryota, Viridiplantae, Streptophyta, Magnoliopsida, Ranunculales, Papaveraceae. The transcript is spliced from 3 exons. The record is from RefSeq and is a predicted model, not a curated record.